AUGUGUAGUGCACCGUCCAACAAAUCAAUCCCAAAACGAUCACAAGCCAAAUUGUUGCUUACCUCAGCAACAUCUUCCCACAGAGGCAUGUCGACCGAAAACAGCGAGCCCUCAGAGAGUGGGUCGAUUUCCCCUUCUUGGCAGGCCACAAAAUGCCUGCAGGCAUGUAGAUGGAAUAGAUUGUUAGCGGACGAGUGGGGCAUUAUACCAUCAACGUCGCGCCGAAAUCGGUCUCGAUGGAAACCCUUUUAUCCCUCACCAAAUUUUAAGUUCUGCUCGCAACCACCAAUAAGACUUUGGUCAAGCCUCCGACGUGCUGCGUAA
Messenger RNA from Kuraishia capsulata CBS 1993, 324 nucleotides. RefSeq lists its product as uncharacterized. Bases 1 to 324 code for a protein of 107 amino acids. The transcript has a single exon. The record is from RefSeq and is a predicted model, not a curated record. Lineage: Eukaryota; Fungi; Ascomycota; Pichiomycetes; Pichiales; Pichiaceae.